UUUAUCAUUUCUGCUGCGACAGUCGACAGUCGAAGUAGAGUUUGUGUUUUCUCGGGGAAGGAUAAAUAUAAAUAAGAAAAGAAGGAUUAAAAAUUAUCACAAAAAUUAAACUUGUGAUUAUAAAAGUUCAAGUGGAGCGCAAUAGCCAGCGUGUGUUGCUGAAAAGUGAAGAAAAAUCGAUCGUGCUUUUAUUAUUAACGCACUAAGUAUGCAUUAGCACUGAUGUUGCGACGAUGAUGUUGAUGAUGGUAACCAAUAACGGCAGACCCAAGUCUAUUCCCUCAAAAUUCUGUUGUCUAUAAUUAUUUAAUGCGCACACUUGAGUGGUAGCUUUUUUAAAAAAAGUGUGUACCAUAUUUUCAGUUGACUAAAUUCAACAUUUUUAAGUCAUAAAAAAUGGAUACUGAUAACGAUAAUGAACAGCUGAACUCUUCGUCGACGAGCAGCAGUAACAAUAGCAGCAGCAGCAAUUUGCUCGCAAAUUUACCUAUGCUCCCAAUAUUGCAGUCAACUGAUAAUGAUGGUGGCGGACACUUCGUAGAGCCCGAGGAGUUACCGGAGGCCUUGGACGAGGGCAUCGGUGCAGUUGGAUUGCCACAACCGCCAUCACCAUCACCACCGCCACCACCAACACCACCACAGCAACUACUUCAUACGGCAGGUCAUUUGCCGGACAAUUCAGUUUUCGCUUCACCCCUCUUAUUCAAUAACAAUACCACCCCACCUCCUUCAUCCUCCUCAUCAUCAUCGUCGCCAACAUCAUCGUCACACAAUCUUCAACUAUAUCAUCAUCAGCAAGAACCACAACAAUUACAACAAGAACAACUACACUCUGAACAUGCGCUUCAUUUUGAACAUUCUCCCUCUCCCUCCCUCCAGCAACACGCACUACUACCACCACCGCCAUCACCACCACCACCACUCGAACAAGAGCAGCAGCAGCAGCAGCAACAACAACAGCCGAUUCCGGAAGCAGCAGCCACAGCACAGCACCAGCAAACACUUGAGCAAGAGGAUAUUCAAGAAGAACUACAAUUAACGCAUCCAUGUGCUUUCGUCGACAAUAAUCCGAUUGCCGAUACGAUUGAUGCAUCUGCAUUAGAAUCCGCUGCGAGUGAAGCUAUUGGACUGAGCGCUGACAUUGCAUCAACUAGUCAACAGCAGCAGCAGACGCAGCCACAACGCCAGUGUCUACAGCAGCAAGAACAGCCGGUGGAAAGUUUGAGCGGUGCUCAACGCUCGACACUGAGCGUAAUAGGAGAAGGUGCAGCUGGUAGCAGCGCAUCUAACAUACGUAACCAAACACCUCCAAUAUCACUGCCAUUGCUGUUGCAAGAAGAGGACGACGAAGACGAGGACGCCGACGCUGACGACGAAGAAAAUCUUAGUGGCGAACAACAACGCGUUCGAGCACCUAAGUCACCUGCUGCACUAUCGUACGCUACGCAUUUUACACACCAUCCAUUCACGCACCCACUAAACCACCACCACCAUCAUCAUUAUUACCCCAAUUUUGGUGGCUGUAUAAAUAAUUCACCAUUUGCGUUUGACAUACCUGCUUUGUCCGGUGGGGGCGAUAGCAUCAGCAGCAAUAAUAACAAUAAUAGCGGCAUUAGCUUUGUCAGCCAAAUAAAUCCCAGUAACGGCGCAAAUACAAACGCAAUACUAACAGCAAGCAUGCUUGGGAGCAGCAGCAAUAGCGACAACCCGUCCGGCGGCGGCGUCGGUGCCACUGCCCUAUCAAGCACCAUUACUUGCGCUGGCUCUGGUGCCCACAGUAGUAGUAAUCAUAAUCAUCAUUCGCGUCAGCAGCAAGUGACCGAUCGCCUAAAAAUGCUCUAUCCAAAUGUGAACGAAGCUGAAACUCCACUGCCACGCUGCUGGAGUCCACACGACAAAUGUCUAUCGAUUGGACUAUCGCAGAAUAAUCUACAUGUACACUAUAAAGGCGUAGGUAAUAAACACGACGGUCCUGCCUCGGUGCGCACAGCUCAUCCGAUUCCACCCGCCUGUGGCCUAUACUAUUUUGAAGUGAAAAUUAUAUCGAAAGGUAAAGAUGGCUACAUGGGUAUCGGUUUGACAGCUCAGCAAUUUCGCAUGAAUCGUUUACCAGGUUGGGACAAGCAUACGUAUGGUUACCAUGGCGACGAUGGCAAUUCAUAUGCCCAAUCCAAUACUGGUCAAUCGUAUGGACCGACAUUCACAACUGGCGAUGUAAUCGGUUGCUGUGUGAAUUUUGUGGAUAAUUCGUGUUUUUACACCAAGAAUGGCAUUGAUCUGGGUGUCGCGUUCAGAGAUUUACCGGUACAUAAAUGCAAACUAUAUCCAACGGUGGGCCUUCAAACACCUGGUGAGGAGAUUGAUGCCAAUUUUGGCCAGGAGCCAUUCAAAUUUGAUCAAAUCGAAGAUAUGAUGAAGCAAAUGCGUGCUCAAAUGAGGACCGCCAUCUAUGAUUUCCCCAUGACACUCGAUCAGGGUGAUCCAACGACACUGCUACACAAAAUGGUAUCAUCAUAUCUCUUGCACAAUGGUUAUAGUCAAACUGCAGAGGCAUUCGCUCGAACCACUGGGCAAACGUUUCAAGAGGAUAUUUCAUCGAUUCGAAAUCGUCAAAAAAUAUUAAAACUUGUAUUAUCCGGCAAAAUGGGUCACGCCAUUGAGCACACGCUGCGCUCUUAUCCGGGUCUAUUAGAGAAUAACAAAAGUCUUUGGUUCAUGCUGAAGUGCAGACAGUUCAUAGAGAUGGUGAAUGGCUCAGAUAUUGAGACAACGCCACCGAAUCAAACAUCGGUCAUACAGUCAACCAAAUCGUAUCAGAAUGGUAAGAGCACAGUAGCACAUAAUAAUGCACAGACUAUGGUGACAACAUCAACUACAACAACAAAUUCAGCUGUGAUAAAUGCCGAUAAUCAUGCGCAUCAACAGGAACUGAAAAACACAUCUAUUUCGGAUGAGAACUGCUCUGGUGAUGCGAUUUCAAUUAGUAAUAAAAACAAUAGCACCAAUAUCGAUUAUUUGAAUGAUGUAGAAAUGGAACUAAAUAUGCACACCAAUGGUAACUCAUGCAAAAACGGCAGUUCUAAUUUCAAUAGUUCUUUAGACGUUGAUGAGGAAAUGGACAUCGACGUAUCACCUUCCGCACAGAAAUAUAGUCAUGGCAUCGAACGGAUAUUGGAAUUCGGCAAAGAGCUAUCUCAAAUGGGACAGCAAUUGGAGAAGGAGAAUAAAUUAAACGAUGAGGAUCGACAAAUGUUAGAAGAUGCAUUUAGUUUAAUCGCUUAUUCAAAUCCCUGGUCCAGCCCGUUGGGUUGGCAACUUUGUCCCACGAAACGAGAAAACGUAUGCACAGCACUUAAUUCCGCUAUUUUAGAAUCGAUGAACUAUCCACGUCGCCCGCCACUUGACGUGUGCGUAGCGCAUGCCGCUGAAUUGCUUAAGGUGAUGGCUCGGGAAUCGCUCGGUGCUUGUGCGUUCGUAAAUAUCGAAGAUGUCUUUCCACAAAAUUGACCCACUCUGCGCUUGAAGAUGUUUGAAACGUCGUAGCUAACGUCGUCGUCGUCAUCGUCGUGUCCCACAGCAUGGUGGUGGUUGGUGUGUCCCUCAUCGUUCGACGCCAACAUGCGCUCCGAUUGUGCUCCUUAUUGCACUUAUUUAGAUUUUUUCUAAUUAUCGUAUUUAAAACAAAAAAACAUAGAAGAGCGAACGCAAAUUAUUCAUUUAUAAUCAACUAAACUUGUUUAAACUAUAAUUUCAAGAAUCAACGAUAAUUAUUAAAAUUUUCAGUUUUCUAGUAACACCAAGAUCCACUUAUUAUACAUACAUAUGUGGUUCAAUGUAGCGGUAGUAGUCAUAAUUUCCCUUCCUCUCAAGUACUCCAAAAUAAAAUGGCCGCGUAAAUUAUACAAAAUAUAUCUAUAUAUACAUACAAAACAAAAACAAACAUUUAACAACAGACAGUAAAUUGGAUUCGUUCAUUAGUUUAAUUUUCAAGCACAUACACACACGCAUAUACAUAUACACACACUAUUGCCUUUAACAUUUAAUCAAAAGUUUUGUUUUUGUUUAAAAUAUCCAACAAUCAUCGAUUAAGUAAAUUAAAAUUGAAAAACAAAAUUCUGUGCUUAAAUUUGUAUACAAACACCUCUCAUGAAAUAAUAAUAAUAAUAAAUAAAAUCACAUUUAA
Bactrocera dorsalis (oriental fruit fly) is the source of this 4183-nucleotide messenger RNA. RefSeq names its product ran-binding protein 9 (gene RanBPM). The coding region runs from base 397 to 3507 and encodes 1036 amino acids. Gene Ontology annotation, biological process: cytoskeleton organization; cell surface receptor signaling pathway. The record is from RefSeq and is a predicted model, not a curated record. Gene Ontology annotation, molecular function: protein binding. The transcript is spliced from 13 exons. Gene Ontology annotation, cellular component: cytoplasm. NCBI's taxonomy places the organism in Eukaryota, Metazoa, Arthropoda, Insecta, Diptera, Tephritidae.